Molecule: messenger RNA, 753 nt
Organism: Nelumbo nucifera (sacred lotus)
Lineage: Eukaryota; Viridiplantae; Streptophyta; Magnoliopsida; Proteales; Nelumbonaceae
Biological process (GO): ribosome biogenesis
Cellular component (GO): ribonucleoprotein complex; nucleolus
Molecular function (GO): RNA binding
Source: RefSeq, a predicted model, not a curated record
AUAGUAACCAAACAGCUCCUGCAGAAUCCGUCGCCUCUCGAAUUCUCUUCAACCCUCCACUCGCUUUAAAGUUUAAACCCUUCUGUUGCUUCCUUUCGCUGCUCAAAAACCCUAGUUUUGUCGGGUGCUUACUCUACUAUCAAAGAAAAUGACUGCCGAAGCUGUGAAUCCAAAGGCAUACCCACUUGCAGAUGCGCAGCUCACCAUUACAAUACUGGACCUUAUUCAGCAAGCUGCUAACUACAAGCAGCUCAAAAAGGGUGCAAAUGAAGCAACGAAGACGCUGAACAGGGGUGUUUCGGAGUUUAUAGUGAUGGCCGCUGAUACAGAGCCGCUCGAAAUCCUUCUACACCUUCCUUUGCUUGCGGAAGAUAAGAAUGUGCCCUAUGUGUUUGUGCCUUCGAAACAAGCCCUUGGACGAGCUUGUGGAGUCACACGACCUGUCAUUGCUUGCUCUGUGACAAGCAAUGAGGGAAGCCAGUUGAAAUCCCAAAUACAGCAAUUGAAGGAUGCCAUUGAAAAGCUCUUAAUCUAAGAGAAAAUGCAGUCUCCUUUCGGUGUGAUGGGCCUCUCAGAACUUCGUUAUUGAUUUUUCUAGGGGCUUUGACUGAUGAAGUUGUUUUGAAUACUGAUCCUGUAUUGUUUUUCCAAUUUCGUUAUUUUCUCUCAUUUAUUCGGAUAUGAAUGUAAGCUUGUUAUACAACUGAAUCUUUGUUCAAUGUUCAGCUACAUUAUAGAUUGUUCAAUUUUCAA